Messenger RNA from Trichogramma pretiosum, 670 nucleotides. RefSeq names its product transmembrane protein 17-like. NCBI's taxonomy places the organism in Eukaryota, Metazoa, Arthropoda, Insecta, Hymenoptera, Trichogrammatidae. The record is from RefSeq and is a predicted model, not a curated record. The transcript has 4 exons. Gene Ontology annotation, biological process: non-motile cilium assembly. Gene Ontology annotation, cellular component: ciliary transition zone. The coding region runs from base 6 to 554 and encodes 182 amino acids.
CUAAAAUGUGGAAGUCAUCAGUGGUGUCUGCUUCGGAUCGUAUUUUUCCAGGACUAGCCUGUCACGAUAGAAAGAAAGAGUUUUUCGAUAUACAAAACAGGGUGCAGUCGAGUCUGCCUCUUCAGAUAGUUUUAUUUUUAAAUGUUUAUUACUUUCCCGUAUGGGUAUUAUUCUUGAUUUAUUACUUGGAUGCAAAGUACUACGAGUUGUCAGAAUUUUACAAAUUCGUCUCGGUGGCAGUGUCGCUGACGGUGGUGUGCCUGGAAUGCACAAGACUCUACUUGGGCUACCUCGGCAAUCUCGGUGAAAGAAUACCAGAGUUGGCCAGUUUUUGGUUGAUAUCCACGCUACUCCAGCUUCCCCUGGAAUUGUUCCUGGUCUUCGAUCGUAACUCGACUUAUCUGCCGAACGAGCGAAUCGCCAACAGCGUCGCUUUGGCGUUUCUCGCCGUGGAAAUCGUCACGGGCACCAUCGUCCUGAAGAUAUCGGCCGAUCAUCACGCCAAACGUUUCUACAUGGCUCAGCUCUACGGCAUCGAGGACACAAUAAAAUAAUUUCAUUUACCAAAAAUCGAAAAAAUCUGGCCUCGCUUUUAUUCGUUCACCACAAAAUCCAGUGUUACAAACAAAGUCACUUUAUAAAUAUCGAACUUUUAUAAACGAAGUACAAC